Messenger RNA from Camellia sinensis, 1951 nucleotides. RefSeq names its product serine/threonine-protein kinase PCRK1. Gene Ontology annotation, biological process: protein phosphorylation. Lineage: Eukaryota; Viridiplantae; Streptophyta; Magnoliopsida; Ericales; Theaceae. The record is from RefSeq and is a predicted model, not a curated record. Gene Ontology annotation, molecular function: ATP binding; protein kinase activity.
UCACAAUUCUUUAUUCUCUCUGUUUCUCUCUCUCUCUCUCUCUAACCGUCUGCAUUUUCAAUGGGGUUUAGGGUUGGUGAGCUGAACUCCAGCUGCCUGCCAUUGACUUCUCGUGUAGCAGAUCAUGGAGCCCUCGUUGCCCACUUGUAUUCUCUCUACGCCCUCCUCUCUCUUCUGGGUUUCUCUUUAAACUUUAAACCCACCUACAUGACUUUUCUAUGAGGGUUUGUCUCUCUCUCAGGAUUGAUUGCUCAUCCAAUUCCACUCUGGUUAUACAAGUGUAGUGAUUGGCAGUUUUGGGGCUAUGAAGUGUUUCUCAUGCUCGAACGGAGAUAAGAAUGAUGAACCGAAGACUACAAAGUCUAUCUCGGUUCGCUCCUCCACUUCCACAUCAACUGAUCGAGAGGCAAGGAAAUCUGGAUCUGAAUUUAACUCUCAGAAUGCGUCAGAUGUAAGCACUGAAUCAUGUACGAGGAUCUCAUUUACAAUUCUGUCUCAAAGACCCAGUAACCUCAGAGUCUUUACAUACGACGAGCUGAGGACGGCCACAAGAAAUUUUAGCCGCUCUCUCAUGAUUGGAGAAGGUGGGUUUGGUGGUGUAUAUAGGGGUGUGAUACGGGAAGCUGAAGAUUCAAACAAAAAGAUUGAUAUCGCUGUUAAACAACUCAGCAGAAGAGGAUUGCAGGGGCAUAAGGAAUGGGUGACAGAAGUAAAUGUCCUGGGGGUUGUUGAACAUCCGAAUCUCGUCAAGCUUGUUGGGUAUUGUUCUGAAGAUGACGAAAGAGGGAUGCAACGGCUUUUGGUCUAUGAGUAUAUGCCAAACAGGAGUGUGCAGGAUCAUAUAUCAAGUCGAUUUCAGAUACCUGUUCCAUGGAUUACAAGAUUAAAAAUAGCCCAGGAUGCUGCUCGUGGCUUAGUAUAUCUGCAUGAAGGAAUGGAAUUUCAGAUUAUCUUCAGAGAUUUCAAAUCUUCAAAUAUCCUGUUGGAUGGCCAAUGGAAUGCAAAGCUUUCAGAUUUUGGGUUGGCCCGGCUAGGCCCUUCGGACGGAGUAAGCCAUGUCUCAACCGCGGUUGUGGGAACAGUUGGAUAUGCGGCUCCAGAAUACAUCCAAACUGGGCGCCUCACAUACAAGAGUGAUGUUUGGAGCUAUGGGGUAUUCCUCUAUGAACUUAUCACUGGUAGGCGUCCUUUGGAUCGAAACCGACCAAAGAACGAGCAAAAACUCUUGGAUUGGGUUCGGCCCCACCUCUCUGAUUUAAAAAAGUUUGAACUGAUUGUGGAUCCUCGACUUAAUGGGAGAUACUCGCGCAAGUCCGCCCAAAAGCUCGCAGCGAUAGCCAACAGGUGCUUGGUGAGGCACCCAAAACUGCGUCCCAAAAUGAGUGAAGUCUUGGAGAUGGUGAACCGGAUUGUGGAGGAAGUAGAAAUGGGAAUCCCUGAAGCCCCUAUAAAGAGUACUCCUCCAAAAGAAGCCAAUGGCAAAACUCUCGGAGAAGGCCUGAAGAGAAGAUUUGUGGAUCCUAUAAUCGGAGAAAACAGGUGGUUGGCAUGGCGAACUUGGAGGCCUAAGCUUGUGACGAGUAGUUGAACAAAGAUAAAAUCAACAAAUGGGUAAUGCAGAAUUACGUGCUCUAUCUGUUUUUGGUGCUUUACAAUCGAAGAGGUUUGUUUUGUUUAUGGUGUUUUCACCUCCCGGUAGCGUUUUUUUCGCUUUCAAAUGUAUGUAAGACUUCCACCACCCACACUGUAAUUAUGGUGGUAAGGCCAUUUCCUACAUAGAUUACUCUUUCAAGGUUGUUUCCCUUAAAAAUGCUCUCUUCUUUUCUUCAUGGAAGGUUUAGAAUGACACACAAUCAUUGUAUUCAGUAGUUGUGAUGCUGCUAUCAAUGAACUAAUGCAAAAACAUACUCUGAUCAUGAAAAGACAGUAAUAUAAUCCUAUUUUUUAUUUA